This is a messenger RNA of Cuscuta europaea, 1386 nucleotides long. The record is from the annotation of a GenBank genome assembly. Lineage: Eukaryota; Viridiplantae; Streptophyta; Magnoliopsida; Solanales; Convolvulaceae.
GAAUACAUCUUCUCUCUACUUAUUGCUCUGACGUCUCUCUAGUUAUUCCCCGAAAUAACUUCUCGGAUAAGCUAUUGUUAAAAAAUAUUACCAAAAUUCAAAUAAGAGAGAUAAUUCUAAAUUAAUAAUCCCAAGGCUCAAGCUGAGGCCGCACGCGGUUACUGCCUCAUAAGCAAUCUCAUAAGGCUCUCGUUGGCGUCCUAAUUGAGUGAUCGUCGGAUCAUUUGGAAGUCGUCUAAGCUAACUAAUUGAUCCGAUUCAAUUGCCUGUUGUCUCAGGGUUAAAUAUUCAAGUCAAUUUCUCCCAAAAGUUAUAAGCCACGAUGUUUACGAGAAUCUUCGGGAAACCUAAACAAGAAACAAAUGCGCUAACCACUCUAGACAAAUUAAACGAGACGCUUGACAUGUUAGAGAAAAAGGAGAAGGUUCUACAGAAGAAAGCUUUAGCUGAAGUUGAGAAGGCCAAGGACUUCACUAAAGCUAAAAAUAGAAGGGCUGCGAUUCAAUGUCUUAAGAGGAAAAGGCUUUACGAACAACAAAUUGAACAACUUGGGAACUUCCAAUUGCGUAUCCAUGAUCAGAUGAUAAUGCUAGAAGGCGCUAAAGCCACAACAGAAACUGUUGAUGCUUUGAGAACUGGAGCUGCUACUAUGAAAGCCAUGCAGAAGGCAACGAAUAUUGAUGAUGUGGACAAAACAAUGGAUGAGAUUAAUGAGCAGACUGAGAAUAUGAAACAGAUUCAGGAAGCGCUGUCUGCUCCACUUGGAGCAGCAGCUGAUUUUGAUGAGGAUGAAUUGGAGGCAGAACUUGAGGAGCUAGAAGAAGCUGAGUUGGAGGGACAACUUCUUCAACCUGCUACAACCGCACCUGCUGCACCAAUUCAUGCACAAGCAGCUAGUGGUAGGCAACCGGAACAUCGUCCUCUCCGCAAGAACACUGCCGAGGAAGAUGAAAUUGCUGCUUUGCAGGCUGAGAUGGCUCUUUAAAAAAGGACUUCGUGAGAGAUUGGAUGGAUGGUUAAUCCAUAAGGUGAAACACAGUUUGAGUUUGGUGUAUCUCUGCUCUCUUCGUUAAAGAUUUAAUUAAUGAUGUGCAUUUGCAGAAUAACUGUACUAGUGUGUGUACUAUAACCGUGUAUAGAUUGCAUCAGUCUCUAUUUCCAAAUACUGGAGUUCUGCAAAAACUGUGGGUAGUCAUCUAUAGCUGUUGGAACGUAAAUUUAAGUUUGUGCACACAUAUAAAAGGCCUCUGCUUUAUAAUACGGAGUACUUUCUAAUUUCAAAAAUAUCACCUUAUGAUUUCCUUUUUUGUGCUCGUGCUCACGUGUAUGCAUAUGCAACUAUAAUACAAGUGAAAAGAAUUCACUUUUGUUUGGCCUUAAAUCCAG